AUGCACUACUUGAUUAUUGUGAAAGCUGCUACCUAUUUCAACGAUAUAGGAAAUAAAGAGAUGGAGUACAAUCAACACAUGAAUGAGCAUAGGAAAAAGAAGGAAGCAAUUGAAAUGGCCUCAAAUGCCUUUAAAACUGAACCGUUGGAAGUGAGUUAUGAUGAAUUUAAGAAACUGUAUCAUUUUUUUGAUUACAAUUACAACAUCCAUAAGUUAAGCAAGAACGCCAUAACAAGCAGGUUAAGAUACAUGUCUCAGAGAUUACCAAAGGCGAUUAAUUCGUUGGAAGAGAGAUACAAUAAAGGCAAUGAUAACACUAAAUUCAAAACAAGAUCAAAACUAUACGGUUAUUUGUAUAAGAGUUUAAAGAUAAUGUUGGAUGCUGAUUAA
This is a messenger RNA of Enterospora canceri, 390 nucleotides long. The record is from the annotation of a GenBank genome assembly. NCBI's taxonomy places the organism in Eukaryota, Fungi, Microsporidia, Enterocytozoonidae.